Molecule: messenger RNA, 2797 nt
Organism: Megalops cyprinoides (Indo-Pacific tarpon)
Lineage: Eukaryota; Metazoa; Chordata; Actinopteri; Elopiformes; Megalopidae
Gene: abcd3a
Product: ATP-binding cassette, sub-family D (ALD), member 3a
Exons: 23
Coding region: 20-1999 (659 amino acids)
Biological process (GO): very long-chain fatty acid catabolic process; peroxisome organization; long-chain fatty acid import into peroxisome
Cellular component (GO): peroxisomal membrane; peroxisome
Molecular function (GO): long-chain fatty acid transmembrane transporter activity; ABC-type transporter activity; ATP binding
Source: RefSeq, a predicted model, not a curated record
CCGGCUCAGUGUCGGAAACAUGGCGGCCAUCAGUAAAUACUUGACAACCAAGAACUCUUCCAUUGCUGGUGGUGUUUUACUAGUUUUGUACCUUCUCAGACAAAGAAGAAGAUCCGCCAAGUUCAACGGUAAAAAAGGGGUCUCAGAAGCACACCCCAACAGCGAUAAAGAUGCAAAGAAGGACCGGGCGGCAGUCGACAAGGUCUUCUUCUCAAGGCUUUAUCGGAUCUUGAAGAUCAUGGUGCCCAGAACGUUCUGUAAAGAGUCUGGAUACCUGCUCCUCAUCGCAGUGAUGCUGGUAGCUCGGACGUACUGUGAUGUGUGGAUGAUCCAGAAUGGUACAAUGAUUGAAAGUGCAAUUAUCGGUCGCUCAACAAAAGAUUUCAAGAGGUACUUGUUCAACUUUAUCACAGCCAUGCCGCUUAUUGCCCUGGUGAACAACUUUCUGAAGCUGGGACUGAAUGAGCUGAAGCUUCGAUUUCGAGUGCGUCUCACCAAGCACCUGUAUGACGAGUACCUGAAAGGUUACACCUACUACAAAAUGGGCAACCUGGACAAUCGCAUUGCCAACGCUGACCAGCUGCUGACACAGGAUGUGGAGAAGUUCUGUAACAGUGUGGUCGACCUGUACUCCAACCUGAGCAAGCCUCUUCUCGACAUUGGCCUGUAUAUCUUCAAGCUCACAAGUGCCAUUGGUGCCCAGGGCCCUGCCACCAUGAUGGCCUACCUGUUGAUCUCUGGGCUCUUCUUGACGAGGCUGCGGCGGCCCAUCGGCAAAAUGACGGUGACAGAGCAGAGAUACGAGGGCGAGUACAGAUACGUCAACUCCCGUCUCAUCACCAACAGUGAGGAGAUUGCCUUCUACAAUGGCAAUGUAAGAGAGAAACAAACAAUUCACUCUACCUUCCAGAAACUGGUUGACCACUUGCACAACUUCAUUUUUUUCCGCUUCUCCAUGGGGUUUGUGGACAGCAUCAUUGCCAAGUACCUGGCCACGGUGGUGGGCUACCUGGUGGUCAGCCGGCCGUUCCUGAACCUGUCUCACCCUCGCCACCUGAACAGCACACACUCAGAACUGCUCGAGGACUACUACCAGAGCGGGCGGAUGCUACUGCGCAUGUCUCAGGCGCUGGGCCGCAUUGUGCUGGCGGGCCGGGAGAUGACCAGGCUGUCAGGGUUCACAGCUCGCAUCACAGAGCUCAUGAAGGUCUUGAAAGAGCUGAACGUGGGCAAAUACGAGCGAACCAUGGUCACUCAGCAAGACAGAGAAACGGAAGCUGUAGAAAAACUCACGCUGAUUCCUGGAAGCGGAGAUAUUAUUAAUGUAGACAAGAUUAUCAAGUUCGAUCACACACCCUUAGCAACACCCAACGGAGAUGUUCUCAUCAGAGAUCUUACCUUUGAGGUUAAAUCUGGGACCAACGUUUUGGUCUGUGGUCCCAAUGGCUGUGGGAAGAGCUCCCUCUUCCGAGUGCUUGGAGAGCUGUGGCCUCUGUUUGGCGGACGCCUCACCAAGCCUGAGAGAGGGAAGCUGUUUUACGUGCCACAGAGGCCUUACAUGACCCUGGGGACCCUGAGGGAUCAGGUGAUCUACCCAGACACCCAGGAGGACCAGAGAAGGAAAGGGAUUUCUGAUCAGGUGCUGAAGGAGUACCUGGACAACGUGCAGCUGGGCCACAUCCUGGACAGGGAGGGGACGUGGGACACCGUGCAGGACUGGAUGGACGUCCUCAGUGGAGGGGAGAAACAGAGGAUGGCUAUGGCACGGCUGUUCUACCACAAGCCUCAGUUUGCCAUCCUGGAUGAGUGCACCAGUGCUGUCAGUGUUGAUGUGGAGGACUACAUCUAUAGCCACUGCAGAAAGGUUGGCAUUACACUGUUCACAGUUUCUCACAGGAAGUCGUUGUGGAAACACCAUGAGUUCUACCUGCACAUGGAUGGGAGGGGGAACUACGAGUUCAAACCCAUCACUGCAGAGACGGUGGAGUUCGGGUCGUAAGAAGGUCGUGGCACAGCACAGCACAACAGGGGGACGAAGCUCAGUAAUUCUGCACUAAAUUGAGUUGUAAACUAAAGCUAGGAAGUUGUUUUUAAUCAAUUGUAACUGUUGGUUUUGACACUGUAUUUAAAGAUCCAGAAGUCCAAUUAAUAAAGCAUUUGUUGUUAAUGAUUGUAUAUACCUUGUAAUUAAUACCUUAAUGUCCAAUUAUAUAGGCUGGGCUGAGUUCAUGGGCUGAUCCUGAAUUAAAUGAGUUCGCGUCUAUGUCCGAGAUUUAGGAUGAAUUUUAAGAUGAAGAGAAAUCAGCCCACAGAUAACAUGUAUGUGUCAGUGCAAGGAGCUUGAUCUGAGCCUUCUUGUGUAGUCUGCUAUGUAAGUAAGCAGCUCUUCUGUUCUGGAGUUCUGGAGAAACUGCAGGUUUUUGUAUCGGCCAAACUGCUAAUUAACGGAAGCUGUUACAGUGCUGCAUCUGUGCUGAAGUACUACAUCAUGUUCCUGCAGUACUGCCUAGUAGAUGAUUCAAAGUGCUCCAGGGAAGGGCUUGCUCACCCUGGUUUUACGAAAUGAUCAAGUGGUGUUCUAUGGGAUGUGGGAUUUGCUUAAACUGUACGUUCUCAGUAGAUGCCUCACUUUUCAGUGUAAACGUAACAAUGUAAUAAGUCAUUUUCAAACUGUAAACAAACCUGAAGUUCAUGAUUUUAUAUGGGGAAACUACAAUAACAUAGGAACACCUGUACUGAAAUGCAAGAGCAUGGACUUGACAUAAGCUGAACUGUACAUUUUCAUUAAAGAAAAGAU